Notothenia coriiceps (black rockcod) is the source of this 355-nucleotide messenger RNA. RefSeq names its product retinol binding protein 2a, cellular (gene rbp2a). The annotation marks the transcript as partial. Gene Ontology annotation, molecular function: lipid binding. Lineage: Eukaryota; Metazoa; Chordata; Actinopteri; Perciformes; Nototheniidae. The record is from RefSeq and is a predicted model, not a curated record. The transcript is spliced from 3 exons.
ACAUUGACUUUGCCACCAGAAAGAUAGCGUCCCACCUGCACCAGACCAAGGUGAUCGUGCAGAACGGAGACAAGUUUGAGACGAAGACGCUAAGCACCUUCAGGAACUACGAGGUCAACUUCACCAUCGGGGAGGAGUUCGAGGAGCAAACAAAGGGCCUGGACAACCGGAAGGUCAUGACAACGGUCACCUGGGAUGGGGACAAGCUGGUGUGUGUUCAGAAGGGCGAGAAAGCAAAUCGGGGCUGGAAGCACUGGCUCGAGGGAGAUGUGCUACACCUGGAAAUCCACGUGCUCGACAAAGUCUGCCACCAAGUGUUUAAGAAGAGCCAAUAAGAAGAGCCCUAUCUGUCCUG